Messenger RNA from Vigna angularis (adzuki bean), 2395 nucleotides. Its product is annotated as polyadenylate-binding protein-interacting protein 7. The record is from RefSeq and is a predicted model, not a curated record. The transcript is spliced from 6 exons. Lineage: Eukaryota; Viridiplantae; Streptophyta; Magnoliopsida; Fabales; Fabaceae. Bases 361 to 2100 code for a protein of 579 amino acids.
UGCUAUAGUAUUGGCUAAGAGGUUUCGAAACAGAAUCCACAGAGAGAAAAAAGAAAUUAAAAAAAGAAUGAAAUAAAAGAGAGAGGUAAGGUAAGACUUAAGAGAGAGAAGAAGAAGAAGCCCGACCCGAUAAUCAUACUCGUACUGGAGAUGAUAUUGGAUAAUCCCAACCUCAAUUUUUCGCAAUAUUAAAUAACACAAUCACCUUCACUUUUUUCUUCUCUUCUUUCUUCAUCUCAUCUCCAUGGAUCCCUUCGAUUUGAUACGCGAAGGGUUUGGUUGAGGCUGACUGGACAUGUGCUGUUUCUAUUUUUAAAGUCUGUUUAUGUUGUAGUUAUUUUGUCCAUAUUCUAGUUAAUAAUGAACUUAUCCAAGAAAGGAUCCCAAACGGAUGCAAAGCUAUUAAGCCCUAACAAGGCAACAACUCUGAAUCCAAAUGCAGCAGAGUUUAUUCCUUUUGCCCUCAGAUCAUCAUCAUUACCUGGAACUACCAGCUCGGUAGAUGCAACAGCAGGGCUUUCGGCUGCUGGAGCUCUUGGGAAAGCAGUUUUAGAUAGAUCAGAAUCAUCCAUUUCAAAUAAUUCUGAUGAUGAGGUGCACCAAUACUGGCGAUGUCAGCUCCCUGAUGAUAUUACCCCUGAUUUCAAGGUCAUGGGAGAAGAUGAAUCUCAAGGUCUAGAUGAUCUUCCUUUAGCAGGUUUAUCCAUACAUGAGGACAAUGAAGCCUCAAGGUUUCCUUCUUCCAAAGGAAGUAAAUAUAUAAUAAAUGAGCAGGAGGAAAUAUCUCAACUGCAUAAUAAUGGCAAUAGCUUUGUGGAUAAAGUAGGGUUUUCUCAUUCAAGCUACAGGGAGGACCCAUCUUCUACAAGCUUUUUGAAUGCUCUGGCAAAGCCUUGGGAGGGGCCAAUUGGGAGCGCUGACCAGCUUGUUAGCAGUGGUCAAGAUGGGCUUGCUUAUGAUGACAACAGUGGACAUGGAUACUUAAAUGAUGUUUUGGCUGAAAAUGCAAUUAUGGAUGAUACUGAUAUGAAUCCUUUGGAGUAUUUAGCUUCCAUGUUCCCUGGUUUUGCAGCAGAAAGCCUCGCAGAAGCUUACUUUGCCAAUGGAUGUGAUUUACAUCUGACCACCGAGAUGCUCAGUCAGUUAGAGCAGCUUCAAGUUGAUGGUGGUUUCAAUCAAACUUUGAAUUCAAAGACUCUGUCAGCUCCCAAUCUGAGUGCAAUGGACUUUCCUGCACUUACUUCACCAGAUGGCCAGGCUGCUUCAGUUAAAUACGUGGUUGAUAAUGUCCAGCAAAGUCGAAAUCCUUACCAGUCAUUUGACAGUGAUGUGAUGCUUUUCAAAUCUAGUUCUUCAAUUCCAUCUAGAGGUGCUGUUGACUUUGCUUCAGCUGUUAGAAAGUUGGCUUCUCAGGAUUCUGGUGGUAUUUGGAAGUAUGACAAGAAUGGCUCUGGUGAUGCUGCUAUAGGUUCAAGUAGGAAUUCAAAUGUUUUGGGUAGUGGCUACAAUGGUGGACAGGCCAGAGCACACUUUGGUGAUCGAUUGCAGAACCGUGGCUCAGCUCGAGCAGCUCCAAUUUGGCUUGAAACUGGUGAUGCCGUUGCAAAUAUGUAUUCAGAGCUGCGGGAAGAGGCUCGUGAUCAUGCAUGCUUACGUAAUGCAUAUUUUGAGCAGGCUCGUCAAGCUUACCUUAUUGGUAAUAAAGCCCUGGCAAAGGAACUAAGUGCUAAAGGGCAGCUUCACAAUAUGCAUAUGAAGGCAGCUCAUGGAAAAGCUCAAGAAUCCAUUUACCGUCAGAGAAACGCAGUUGCUUCAGAGAUGCAGGGCAAUGGAAGAGGACACGAGAGGAUAAUAGACCUACAUGGGUUGCAUGCGGGUGAAGCCAUUCAUGUGCUGAAACAUGAGUUGAGUGUGCUGAAAAGCACUGCCAUAGCUGCUGAGCAGCGUUUGCAGGUGUAUAUUUGUGUGGGCACAGGUCAUCAUACCAGGGGUUCCCGCACUCCCGCAAGACUUCCAAUAGCUGUACAGCGUUUUCUUCUUGAAGAGGGCAUUGACUUCACGGAACCUCAACCAGGCCUACUUCGCGUUGUGAUAUAUUGAGCCAGCCAAGCCAAGGAUGUGUACAAGUUUUUUGACACGGUAUAAAGUCCGCGAUCACGGACAUUUUAGUCAUUGUUGUAUCUGUAUAUGCCCGAAGAACAGGAAAAAGAGAGAGAAAAAAGCAGUUAGGGGAGAAGAGAAGGGUUGUAGCAGAAUUGUAUCAUUAAGAUUUAGCGACGACAUCAGAUUUACGUUAGUAAGCAGGAUUUCACAUUAUGGGAUUAUAUUUCUUCUGUUAAUUUUGUACCCUAAUUUUCAUUUCCUUGUUAAAUUCCAUUUUUACCAUUUUCAUUCA